AUGACAGAAAACAUAACGCUGCUCAUUCUUGUGAAAUCAAGUGUUAAAAAUGUUUUUUUAAGAGAUGCUAUUAGAAACACAUGGGGCGCUGACCUGAGUAAAAAUAUUGUAUUACGAUUUAUGCUCGGGUUCUCCGUAUCACAUGCUGAACAAACCAAAUUGGAGGAUGAAACGUACCAGGACGUGAUUGUAGAAAAUUUUGUGGAUACUUACGCAAACAACACGCUGAAAACCAUCAUGGGAUUUAACUGGGCCGUUAAUGAAUGCCCAACAGCGAGAGCUAUUCUAUUUAUAGACGAAGACCAUUUACCACGUAUAGAUAAUAUCAUGGACUUUUUGCGAUCGUUCAAUCCAGAACAGUUAGACUCUUUGUUCUGUGGAAUUCAGAUCAUCAUGGCGCGUGCUAUAAGGCGGAAACACCGAUGGAGUGUACCGGAAAAUGUUUAUGAACAUAAACACUGGCCGCCAUAUCUUAGAGGUGGAUCAUAUGUUGUCUCGCAAAAGAUCGCAAAGAGAUUUACUCUAGCAUUCCCUUUCGUCAAGUACAUUCAUAUCGACGAUAGUUACCUAGGUAUCGUGGCUCUGAAACUGGGCAUCAUACCACGACAUGAUCACAGAUUUCAAACGAACCAGAACCAGUUAACAAAAUUUAAAAAACAGUUCGUAUAUAAUGACUAUAAGAAUCCAGGUGUUUUGAAAAAUGCCUGGAAGAUGAUCAAAGCCACAACAUAG
Messenger RNA from Ylistrum balloti, 732 nucleotides. RefSeq names its product beta-1,3-galactosyltransferase brn-like. The coding region runs from base 1 to 732 and encodes 243 amino acids. Gene Ontology annotation, molecular function: UDP-glycosyltransferase activity; hexosyltransferase activity. The record is from RefSeq and is a predicted model, not a curated record. NCBI's taxonomy places the organism in Eukaryota, Metazoa, Mollusca, Bivalvia, Pectinida, Pectinidae. The transcript has a single exon. Gene Ontology annotation, cellular component: membrane.